GCGCGGGCUGGAAGAGUGAGUCGCGACUGGGCGCUGGGUUCUCCAUGGCGGCGGAGCGUGUAGGGACCAGCCCCACCUUCCCUCUUCUCGCGCCGGGCCAGGGCCGCCCCUCGGCGGGGAUGUGAGGAGCGCCGCCGCAGGUUUCAGCAUUGCAUCACCCUGUCUCCAGUAACAGCAGCUCUUUUGUUCCAUGACCGAUGUGGCGGUUUUGAACACUUCAGUAGCUUACGAAAUGACCCAGAGUGGAGGAAAAUAUGAUUUCUAUAUUGGUCUCGUGUUGGCUAUGAGCUCCAGCAUUUUCAUUGGAGGGAGUUUCAUCCUAAAAAAGAAGGGUCUCCUCCGGCUGGCCAGGAAGGGCUCCAUGAGAGCAGGUCAAGGCGGUCAUGCAUAUCUUAAAGAGUGGCUGUGGUGGGCUGGACUUCUGUCAAUGGGAGCUGGUGAAGUAGCUAACUUUGCUGCUUAUGCAUUUGCACCAGCUACAUUAGUGACUCCAUUGGGAGCUCUCAGUGUUCUUGUAAGUGCCAUUCUUUCAUCCUAUUUUUUAAAUGAAAAACUUAAUCUGCAUGGAAAAAUUGGAUGUUUGUUAAGUAUAUUGGGGUCAACUGUGAUGGUCAUUCAUGCUCCACAAGAAGAGGAAGUAGAAACUUUGAGUGAAAUGUCUCACAAGCUAGGAGAUCCAGGUUUUGUGGUUUUUGCAACAGUUGUCGUCAUUGUGUCCUUAAUACUGAUAUUCGUGGUAGGACCUCGCCAUGGACAGACCAACAUUCUUGUGUACAUAACAAUCUGCUCUGUAAUUGGAGCAUUGUCAGUCUCCUGCGUGAAAGGCUUGGGCAUCACUAUCAAGGAACUUAUUGCAGGAAAACCUGUGCUAAAACAUUCUUUGUCCUGGAUUCUGCUGCUAAGUCUUAUAAUCUGUGUGAGCACACAGAUCAACUAUUUAAACAGAGCUCUGGAUAUAUUCAACACCUCCAUAGUGACUCCAAUAUAUUAUGUAUUCUUUACAACAUCUGUUUUAACUUGUUCUGCUAUUCUUUUCAAGGAGUGGCAACACAUGUCUGCUGCUGACAUUAUUGGCACCUUCAGUGGUUUUCUCACGAUCAUUGUGGGGAUCUUUUUAUUGCAUGCCUUUAAAGAUGUAAAUUUCACUCUAGCAAAUCUGCCUGUCUCCUUGCGGAAAGAUGACAGAGCAAUCAAUGGCACUCUGCCAACCACAUAUGAAUGCUUUAAUCAUGAUGAAGAAAGCUCAACCUGUGUAGGUGAAAUACAAUCCAGUGAGAAUGUCCCAUCCAGGAGAAAUGGAAGUCUGGCAGCAUUCUGAAAAUGUGUUAAGAAAAGAACAAUUUUGUAACUUUUUUUUUUUUUUUUUUGCUGUAAAAUGUUUGAGUUUGGAAGCAGAUGAUGUACUUGAACAAUAUGUACAGACAAUCGUAAAUUUUUAGGUUUGAUUAGUUUGGGCCAAGAAUAGUGAUGGAGUUUUAAUUUGCCUUAUUUUUACUUUAAAAAGACACACUGCAAUGACCUCAGUACAUGGUUUGUUUUUGUUGCUCUUAAGUUAUCUGUGUAAACUUGUAAAUAUUUUUAAUUUGAAUUUUCCAUUUUAAAGACUUAUUGCACUAAUAACAAUUUUAACUAUAUCAAAAAUAAAUUGCUUUAAUUUUG
Emys orbicularis (European pond turtle) is the source of this 1659-nucleotide messenger RNA. RefSeq names its product NIPA magnesium transporter 2 (gene NIPA2). The record is from RefSeq and is a predicted model, not a curated record. The coding region runs from base 191 to 1318 and encodes 375 amino acids. Lineage: Eukaryota; Metazoa; Chordata; Testudines; Emydidae. Gene Ontology annotation, biological process: magnesium ion transport. Gene Ontology annotation, cellular component: membrane. The transcript has 6 exons. Gene Ontology annotation, molecular function: magnesium ion transmembrane transporter activity.